GAUAAAUGCAUAAAAACUUUUUUUGGUAUUGAAUAACAAAUUUCAAAUUUUAAAUUAAAAUGGAUCUCAUCAAAUACGUUUCUUUUCUCGGGAUUUUAGCAAUUGUUGGAUGCACUGCAACAAAGAUUCCAUGCAAUUCCACGCAAGUUGAAAAACACGAUGACCAAGAUUUGAAUGCUUUUUCUACAAAGUGCUUAUGCGAUUUCGAGGAAUGUAAUGAAAACUUUGAUUGGUUUGAUGUUAUUGGAAAAUCUUGCGUCAAGGCGGGUUUUGAAUGUUGUUCAAAAAGAAGACAAACCUGCAGGAUGCAUGCAUCAUCAAUCGAACAGUACGACAACUGUUCUAAGGAAUAUAUCGUUUGCAGUAUAAAAAUUAAUUCAAAUAAAAAUAAUUAAAUAAUGUAUCAAAAAAUUAAAGAUAAAGCUAAACGCGAUAAAAAAAAAAAAAAAAAUGAAACUUUAAAAA
This is a messenger RNA of Hydra vulgaris (swiftwater hydra), 465 nucleotides long. RefSeq lists its product as uncharacterized. NCBI's taxonomy places the organism in Eukaryota, Metazoa, Cnidaria, Hydrozoa, Anthoathecata, Hydridae. The record is from RefSeq and is a predicted model, not a curated record.